Messenger RNA from Gambusia affinis (western mosquitofish), 1844 nucleotides. It is a transcript of the gene gjb9b, whose product is annotated as gap junction protein beta 9b. Gene Ontology annotation, cellular component: connexin complex. NCBI's taxonomy places the organism in Eukaryota, Metazoa, Chordata, Actinopteri, Cyprinodontiformes, Poeciliidae. Gene Ontology annotation, biological process: cell communication. The record is from RefSeq and is a predicted model, not a curated record. Bases 577 to 1401 code for a protein of 274 amino acids. The transcript is spliced from 5 exons.
UGGCCUGAAACAGGGAGACGGUACCUGGUUCUCGACCGGCCUCCACCUUUCCUCCCAUUGAUCUUCAUUACCUGAACAGACUGGAGUGAGCAAAGAAGGAGCUGCUCACACCGCCCAUUAAAGACGAGAGGAUAAACUGUGUGUGUACACACGCGCCACGCAAAUGGGAACACCGAGUCAUUUCAUGCCAAAGUCGAGCGAGUUCGAGAGGAAAUGUGAGGGGAAAGGUGGAAGUGAAUAAAAGGCAGCUUAUCGAAUAACCAACACUGUCAGGUUUUCUCAUGCCAACCCCGGACACAUUGGAAUUGCCUAUGGGUGCCUGAGUGAGACGCUCCACCCAUCCUCGACUGGUCCGACACCUAAACCAUCCAGGUGCAACUGAGUCAUUUUCUGUCAACACAGCAGGAGCUGACACACGAUACGUCCUCAGCAGCCAGACAGGAUUUCUGUGUUAUACCUUCCGCUCCGUGUCUUUGGUUGAAAUCAUCAGGACUUUUAUACAAGAAGCCUCCUGACGUUUUCCAGCGCCUCUCCUGACCCUCUUCCGUCCAAACACGUACCUAUAAGUGGGUAAUCAUGAACUGGGGCAAUCUAGAGGCGCUCCUGAGUGGAGUUAACAAUUACUCCACGGCGUUUGGCCGCGUCUGGCUUUCUAUGGUGUUCGUCUUCCGGAUCCUGGUGUUUGUGGUAGCAGUUCAGCGGGUGUGGAGCGACGAAACCAAAGACUUCGACUGCAACACUAAGCAGCCAGGCUGCACCAACGUCUGCUAUGACCAUGUCUUCCCCAUCUCCCACAUCCGCCUGUGGGCCCUGCAGCUCAUCUUCGUCACCUGCCCAUCGCUCAUGGUCGUCGGUCACGUCAAGUACAGGGAGAAGAAGGACAUGGCGUACACUACCUCCCACAAUGGGAAGCACUUGUAUGCCCACCCUGGAAAGAAACGUGGAGGCCUGUGGUGGACUUACCUGGUGAGUUUGAUCUUCAAGGCGGGCUUCGAUGCUGGCUUCCUCUAUAUCCUGCAUUUCAUCUACAACGGUUACGACAUGCCCCGCCUGAUCAAGUGCGAGCUGCCACCUUGUCCCAACCAAGUGGACUGCUACAUAUCCCGGCCCACGGAGAAAAAGAUCUUCACGCUCUUCAUGGUGGUCACCUCUGCUGUCUGCAUCUUAAUGUGCAUCAGCGAAAUGGUUUACCUCAUCUUCAAACGUAUCAAAAAGAUGAUCAGAAAGAAGAAGGAGUACAACAUGCAGAGGUUCAUGGAAAGUCACGAAAUGGCCCCUCUCUCACAUCCAAGGUCGUUCAGAUCCAAAUCCUCAGUAAGAGUGGAUCCUACGGUAUCUAUUCAGAAUCUCAACAACAUCAGGACUGAAGAAAAGCCUCGUAAGCGAGAGGAGGAAAGAUAGAAAUACACUGUCCAAAGUGUUUUUGUCAAACUUCAUGGAGAGAGGGAGUUCUCCACGAGAGAAAACGGCAGUUGCUUUAAGCAAUCCUUUAAUGUGGAUUAGUAAACAAUUUGGAUGAUAUUCUGAAGAACACGAUGUGCACCUCAUCUCUCUUAACACACAGGUCUGCAGUGUGAAAGGAUUGUGUGUUUGACUAGUCUUAUUUGACUGAUUGUUGUGGUUGUAAUUGUGUUUUGGUUGUGCUGUAAUAUUUGUAAAUAAAUAAAUGAAUGUGGCCACUGAUGAGGAUGUAAGCAUUGACCACGAAUAACUAUUAAUAAUAUUGAACAAUGCUUAGCAUUUUCUAGUACAACUGAAUGACUCGGUUGAAUUUCUCUCAGUUAAAUAGUCUUAUUAUCACAACCUUUCCUUACAACUGCUUCACAAUAAAAGUUUAUAUUUUU